Molecule: messenger RNA, 1264 nt
Organism: Cuscuta europaea
Lineage: Eukaryota; Viridiplantae; Streptophyta; Magnoliopsida; Solanales; Convolvulaceae
Source: the annotation of a GenBank genome assembly
AUCCAAUGUAAAUUCUUACUAGGGAGAUCGGAUUCACGCCAUUAUCAAGAGGCCGCAGAUAGCAAUGUAUAAGCCUAAUAUUACAGAGAAGACUACAAGUCAUCCCUACAUAAUUCAGUUCAUCUCAAAAACCCCGUUGAGGGAGGAUACGAAGACGGAACUGUCUAUGAUGGUCUAUGAUUUUCAGCCUUUUGAUAUGUUGCAUGCCCAAAGAGUUAUCAACGACAAAACUCUAAUUGAUGUCAUUGGGAAGGUUCUGUCCAAGAGCCUUAUCCAGACCCACAUAAUCAACGGGAGGACUGAUAGGCUAAUGGAGUUGACUUUGACAGACCCGGAGGGUAACAGAUUGGGCGCCGUAUUGUGGAACAAGUACAUAAACCAGUAUCUGGAUUAUGUUAAUGCUAAUGAAGGAGUGCCUGUCUUCGUGAUAUUUCAACUAUGUAGGCCAAAAAGAUACCAAGGGAUCUUGACAGUGAAUUCGUCUUUUGAUGUAUCAAAGCUCAUAAUCAACGGGAACACUACUGAGUUUCUAGAGUUCCAAAGCGAGUUUCCAGCGGAUGGUGAUGACACCACGACUCAAACCUGCAACACGCAAUGCUCACAUGCGGAAGGGAGGGAUGAUAUACUCGGUGGAAAUGCUGUCAUUACCACCAUGGAGGAUUUGAUGAAGGCAACUGAGGUGUGUCCUGAAGCUAGAGUCAUAGAUUUCGCAUUUUGAAUAAAUAUAUCCACUGCUAAUAAGAAAAUUAUACUUGGAUAGGAGAAUGUUUAUUGGGUACUUGCUGAGAUAGUUUCUAUAGAAAACUAUCGAGAAUGGUGCUACCUAAGUUGCCCAACAUGCCACAAAAAAUUGCAACCAGAAGAGAAACGGUUUAGGUGUACAACUUGCAGCAUGUCAAUGGGAGAAGGAGUUUAUCGCUACAAGGUCAGUGUGUGUAUUAUGGACAACACAGGGUAUGGAAACUUCAUGUUAUGGGACAGGGAAUGCAUAGAAAUUCUGGGUAAAACUUCAGCAAGUCUUAAAGACGAGGUAGAGAAGAAAACCGGGGAUCCAAGUCGCUUUCCGGAAGACAUUGAAAGCUUGGUUGAUAUAAAGGGAAUUUUCAAAAUACAGCUAAGGAAGAAGAAAGGUGAGGAAAAUGCCUAUAAUGAUGGGAUUUCUCUAGGGGUGGUUAGCAUCAUAAGAGAUCCUAAUGUUAUCUCAAUGUAUGAGAAGAAAGAGCACUUGGAAACUAAUGAAAUUGAUGAGAGUACACCAGAAAAG